AUGAACUGUAUUAAAGGUUUCUGGGAUGAAGAGGAGAAAAACGAGAAAAUCCACAGCUGCCACCACUGCAAGAAAGUUUUCAUUCCAAAGCCUGUGCUGCAGAAAAAUACCUUGUUAGCAGAGUUGGUGGAGGAUCUGAAGAAAAAGAAGACUGGACUCCAAGCUGCUCCAGCUGAUCACUGCUAUGCCGGACCUGAAGAUGUGGCCUGUGAUGUCUGCACUGGGAGGAAGCUGAAAGCCAUCAAGUCCUGUCUGGUUUGUUUAGUUUCUUACUGUGAGAAACACCUCCAACCUCACUAUGAUGCAGCUCCAUUAAAAAAACACAAGCUGGUGGCCCCCUCCAAGAAGCUCCAGGAGAACAUCUGCUCUCGUCAUGAUGAGGUGAUGAAGAUUUUCUGUCGUACUGAUCAGCAGAGUAUCUGUUAUCUCUGCUUAAUGGAUGAACAUAAAGGUCAUAAAACAGUCCCAGCUGCAGCAGAAAGGACUGAGAAGCAGAAGGAGCUCGAGGUGAGACGACUAAACAUCCAGCAGAGAAUCCAGGAGCGAGAGAAAGAUGUGAAGCUGCUUCAACAGGAGGUGGAGGCCAUCAAUGGCUCUGCUGAUAAAGCAGUGGAGGACAGUGAGAAGAUGUUCACUGAGCUGAUCCGUCUCAUCCAGAAAAGAAGCUCUGAUGUGAAGCAGCAGGUCAGAUCCCAGCAGGAAACUGAAGUGAGUCGAGUCAAAGAGCUUCAGGAGAAGCUGGAGCAGGAGAUCGCUGAGCUGAAGAGGAAAGACGGCGAGCUGGAGCAGUUCUCACACACAGAGGAUCACAACCAGUUUCUACACAACUACCCCUCACUGUCAGCACUCAGUGAGUCUACACACUCAUCCAGCAUCAAUAUUCGUCCUCUGAGAGUCCAGACCACAUUCACUCAGCCGCUCUAUGCUGGACUCAUGCUUUUUGAGCGAGGAGACACGGCAGAGCUCAUUAAAUUGAAAUAG
Messenger RNA from Pelmatolapia mariae (spotted tilapia), 981 nucleotides. RefSeq names its product tripartite motif-containing protein 29-like. Lineage: Eukaryota; Metazoa; Chordata; Actinopteri; Cichliformes; Cichlidae. Bases 1 to 981 code for a protein of 326 amino acids. The transcript has 2 exons. The record is from RefSeq and is a predicted model, not a curated record. Gene Ontology annotation, molecular function: zinc ion binding.